Molecule: messenger RNA, 1650 nt
Organism: Lolium rigidum
Lineage: Eukaryota; Viridiplantae; Streptophyta; Magnoliopsida; Poales; Poaceae
Product: oxysterol-binding protein-related protein 3B-like
Exons: 10
Coding region: 16-1410 (464 amino acids)
Cellular component (GO): membrane; intracellular membrane-bounded organelle; cytosol
Molecular function (GO): sterol binding
Source: RefSeq, a predicted model, not a curated record
GAUCGCCGGCCGGCCAUGGGGUCCAAGGAUCACGACCUGCCCGCCUCGUCCGGCGCCGCCGGCGGAGGCGGAGGCUUCUUCCAGUCCAUCACCAAGGGCAUGCGCAGCUUGGGCCUCGCCGUCACCAACUCGGUCAACGGGAUGGUCGGCUACGAAGGUCUUGAAGUUAUUAACCCGGAUGGAGGCACAGAAGAUGCGGAAGCAGAGGCGAUGAAGGGGCGAUGGAAGCAGGAGGAUCGCGAUGGUUACUGGAAGAUGAUGAACAAAUACAUAGGAUCAGAUGUUACGUCACUUGUUACACUUCCAGUAAUUAUCUUCGAGCCGAUGACGAUGCUUCAGAAAAUAGCAGAGAUUAUGGAAUAUUGUGAACUUUUAGACAAAGCAGAUGAAUGUGAGGAUCCAUACAUGCGUAUGGUAUAUGCUUCUACAUGGGCUGUAUCAGUCUACUUCGCGCUCCAGCGCACGUGGAAGCCUUUCAAUCCCAUCCUUGGAGAGACAUAUGAGAUGGUUAACCACCGGGGUGUCACAUUUAUUGCUGAGCAGGUAAGCCACCAUCCUCCAAUGGGUGUAGCUCAUGGUGAGAACGAACAUUUUACUUAUGACAUUACAUCAAAGUUGAAGACAAAAUUCUUGGGAAACUCAGUCGAAGUGUAUCCAAUUGGAAGGACUAGAGUGACACUUAAAAAAUCUGGUGUGGUGUUGGAGUUGAUACCACCGCUGACAAAGGUCAACAACUUGAUAUUUGGGCGCACAUGGGUAGACUCUCCUGGAGAGUUGGUCAUGAACAAUCUGACAACUGGCGACAAAGCUGUGCUCUACUUCCAGCCAUGUGGCUGGUUUGGGGCUGGCCGAUAUGAGGUGGAUGGGUAUGUAUAUAGUGCAGCUGAAGAACCAAAAAUGAUGGUAACAGGAAAAUGGAACAAGUCGUUGAGUUACCAGCCAUGUGAUCAAGAAGGUGAUCCUCUGCCAGGAACUGAACUAAAAGAGGUGUGGAAAGUCGCUCCUACUCCAGCGAAUGACAAGCACCAGUAUACAUACUUUGCGCACAAGCUAAAUAGCUUUGAUACAGCGCCCAAGAAGCUAUUGCCUUCGGACUCUAGAUUAAGGCCUGACAGAUAUGCCCUUGAGAAGGGCGACAUGUCUAAAUCUGGUGCAGAAAAGAGCAGGCUUGAAGAGCAGCAAAGAGCUGAAAAAAGAACCCGGGAAUCCAAGGGAGAGCAGUUCACCCCGAAAUGGUUCAACAGGACCGACGAUAUCUCCCCUACUCCGUGGGGUGACCUGGAGGUGUACGAAUACAAUGGCAAAUACGCCGAGCACCGGGCCGCCAUCGACAGCUCGAGUGUGGCAGAGGAGACAGACCAGAGCUCCAUUGAGUUCAACCCGUGGCAGUAUGGCGACUCUUCCCAAUGAUUCCAGAGGGUUUGAGGCUACCAUCUCAUUUCAUCACCUGAAACGCUUCCAGGCCUCUUGCACUCUGCUGUGAUAUCCAUAUAUCUUGGCGGUUUCCGUGCCUUGUAGUAUUAUUAUGAUGAUGACCUUCCUCCCUUUCCUCUUCAUGCUAUUGUUGCACAGUUCAGGAUGUGAUUUGUGUAUUUGAUGUAAGCCCGUAUACUGUGAUCGUAUAUCUAGAAGAGGUUGGAAGUUUUCUUU